AUGGUUAUUCGUGCCCAAUAAAGUUAAAUUAGCAGAUUUAAAAGCAAUUGUAGCUGAACAUCGACCAUUUGAAAAUGUGAGUGAACAAAUGUAA
This is a messenger RNA of Didymodactylos carnosus, 94 nucleotides long. The record is from the annotation of a GenBank genome assembly. Lineage: Eukaryota; Metazoa; Rotifera; Eurotatoria; Philodinida; Philodinidae.